GUGCAAAUUACUCCACUUGUAUACUACUGCUUAUAUAAAAUUAUGAACAAUAUUUAAUUAAAAUGAAUUGCACUUUGGGACAUGACUUUUCAAGAAUCUCUAAAACUUAAUACAAAAAUAUGGACAUGCUCAUUUGACCCCAUUAUUCGCUAAGCCAAAGAGAAACGUCUCACAUCUCCGAGAACCAGUGACAGCGAGCAAAAGGAGAGCAGCAAAAAAUCGGAUUAUUAUUCUGCAGCGGAGGACGAAAACAACAGUGCAAUUUUAUUCCAACAUUUUAGCAGUGAAAUUGGUGUUUAUUCCCAUUUUUAUUGAGUUUUCCUGGUAAAUUAUGGACUCGGUUACAAUCCUAGAUGGGUACUUACGGAAAGCAGUCAAUCCGAAAAAUGCCGAUCUCGACAUUUCUGCAAUCGAUCAGUUUUGCCUUACGUUGAAAAAGGAUCCAUCGCUGAUAACAGUGGCCCCUUCACUGUUGGCCGGCCGGAUUCAAUCGGGAAACAGCAAGGAAGCACUGCUGGCACUUGAUGCCCUAGAGGAAUGUAUGGAGACGUGUGGGAAGGAGUUCCGGUCAGAGAUCAACAAGUUUCGCUUUUUGAAUGAGCUGAUCAAACUGGUGUCGAAGAAGUUCGAUGGCGAUAAGACACCCAAGGAGGUUUCGGAAAAGAUACUGAAUGUUCUUUUGACUUGGACCAACAAAUACGAAAAUUGUGGGAAAAUCCAGGAAGCCUACAAUUUAUUAAAAACCCAAGGAAUUGAACACCAUCCUCAGCAAAAUGUUGUAGUGAAGAGCACACCUAAGAACGAAUCACGAAGCAGCUUGGACGAAAAGGAGUUUGCCAAACUUCGGCAGCUGAUCAACAGCAGUAAACAGGAAGAUAGAGAUAAGGCUAAUCUGCUUAUACAGAAUUUCUAUCGGGACGACGAACGACGAACCCAUAUGAAAAACAGACGAUUCGCAGAGCUACAAAAGGUAGCCGAGAACACGAAACUUCUGGAUGAGAUGCUUGCGCAGUAUCGACCCGGAGAGACGUCCGACGAUGAGCUGGCAAUUAUUCGGGAAAUUUUCGAAUCAUGCGAAGGGAUGCAUCCCACGAUUAUUCGCCUGGCGGAAGAAACGCAGCAUAGUGAAGGAAUGUUAGAUCUAUCCCAUCAAAAUGGAGUACAGAAUCUAGCGAAAUUUUGGAGCCUAGCCAGUGAAUUUGAGAAAAUAUUCGAGGUCAAUGAUAAUCUAACCCAAGUCCUGGACAAAUAUCGGCAUCUGAUAUUAAAGGCACCGGCUUCUGAACCCAAACCAACUAGUUUGGCAGCUACUUCAUCUGCAUCCCAUUUCAAAAUCUCCGAUUCGGUUGCAUACUCACCGAACAUUUCCGAACCGGAUCCACUUGAUAGUCUAUUCGAUAUUUCUACCAUUCCCUCAAGUAGCGAACCAGCACGCAAUGCAAUGGAUGAUCUCAGCGAAAUUUUCUCCGCUUCUAUUAGCACUGAUGGUGCGAAUUCGAAAGUGAAUUCUUCUACCUCGUCGGCAUCAGUUGUCAAUAGUGAUACCAUACUAACCCCUGUCGUGAUGAGCAAUGGGUCUAACACCCAGUUUGAUUUUCUGGGACCAACCGUUACAAACGGUUUCAACAAGUAUAGUGGCAUGCAGACCAGCUCAAAUGGCCAUGCGAUUGUCAAUAUCAAAUCGGUACCCUCAAAUAUUGAGACAAACCAGAAGCCUUCCAGUUCUAACACCAACAGCACCAAGCUGGAAACCACGAGUGGGAUUAAAACGCUACCUGAUCUAGACUUUUUGGUCAGUGGAAUGAAGUCAACUCUUCUCUCGCAAUCUAGUGUAAAAUCGUCAUCAGAUGAAGUUUUACAGCCCAAUGAAAUCCCUUCAAGUGAUGACGAUGAUAAAGUAUUAAAUCCAGUCACACCUAUCGUAGAAGUUCCUGUUCCGAUUCCAUCAGCGCCUGCAGAACCUGUGUCAGUGGAUGCUCCCAAAUCUAAACCAGAAUUCAAAUCACUAGCCGAAAUAGUUAUUGACCUAGACAAUAUUCAACCCAGUCGGGAGCCCUCCCGGACGGUACUUAACGAAAAGGAUGGCCUUCAGAUAACGCUCAACUUUGCCAGCGACCACCCGAGACCGGACGUAACCGUGAUAGUAAUUUCCACAAUCAAUCAAGGCCGAGAAGAAAUUCCCAGUUUUCACUUCGAUGCCAGUGUUCGGAAGCCUUGCAAACUGCGACUGCUGCCUGCAUCCAGUACAAGCCUGCCCGGUACGAAACCGUUCCGACCACCGGCUGAUGGCAUCACACAGGUCCUUCUGCUGGCAAAUCCCUCCGCGCAACCCGUAGACCUGACCUGUAUUCUCACGUACUGCGUUGGAGACGAUCCGGAUCCAAUCAAGGACUCGAUAGUGAUGAAAGAUGUUCCUUUCGUAAGGGAAUAGUGAUCGAUUUGUGCUAUGCAUGUCUCGUUUGAUCAUAAAAUAAGCGGAAAAAAAUGGUAGACUGUGAUUACGAGGUAUGAUGUUUCAAAAUUUUCCUUAAAAACUUUCGAUAAAACAAUCGGGCCCUGCUUUAGUUGUUGCACGAAUAUCUUGGCGAGACCAGGGCUUAUAUCCUGAUGCAAAUGGAAAGAAUUUGAGUUUUCGUACCAAAAUGUCCGAGGUAUCAUAUUUAUGCAUUGCUUUAACGCGAGCUGUUAGUAGCUGGUCGAUUAUUUUAACUAGUAUUGUAAAAAAUAAAUCAUUACCCUAUCUUAAAAUUUGACCGAAAAAUAUCAAAUGUAUCGCAUUACUGAAAAAUAAAA
Aedes aegypti (yellow fever mosquito) is the source of this 2793-nucleotide messenger RNA. It is a transcript of the gene Gga, whose product is annotated as ADP-ribosylation factor-binding protein GGA2. NCBI's taxonomy places the organism in Eukaryota, Metazoa, Arthropoda, Insecta, Diptera, Culicidae. The transcript is spliced from 7 exons. Bases 332 to 2431 code for a protein of 699 amino acids. Gene Ontology annotation, molecular function: ubiquitin binding; phosphatidylinositol binding; small GTPase binding. Gene Ontology annotation, cellular component: trans-Golgi network. The record is from RefSeq and is a predicted model, not a curated record. Gene Ontology annotation, biological process: intracellular protein transport; vesicle-mediated transport.